Molecule: messenger RNA, 2035 nt
Organism: Musca vetustissima
Lineage: Eukaryota; Metazoa; Arthropoda; Insecta; Diptera; Muscidae
Gene: pit
Product: probable ATP-dependent RNA helicase pitchoune
Exons: 7
Coding region: 6-2030 (674 amino acids)
Biological process (GO): maturation of LSU-rRNA from tricistronic rRNA transcript (SSU-rRNA, 5.8S rRNA, LSU-rRNA)
Cellular component (GO): nucleolus
Molecular function (GO): ATP binding; RNA helicase activity; nucleic acid binding
Source: RefSeq, a predicted model, not a curated record
AAAAGAUGUCAAUACGUGAAAAAUUAUUAAUGAAAAAGAUAAAGAAACGUGAGAAAAUGAAGAAGGAAUUGGCCCAAAAGAAAGGUGCUGCCAGUAAGCCCACAAAACCAGUGCCAAAACAUGAGGAGGAGGAAGAAGAUGAAGUCAAUGGAGAUUUCCAGGAGGUUCCAAAAAAGAAAUUACCCAAAAAGGAAGAAAAGCCAAAUAAAAAGAAACUGAAACAACAAAUGCAAGUGGUAAAUUCAGAUUCUGAUAGUGACGAUGAUGAUGAGGAGGAUGAAGAAAAUGAUGCCGACAGUGGUGAAGAAGAGGAGGAAGAUGAUGAAGCUGAAAGUGGUGAGGAGGAAGAGGAAAGUGAUGAAGACGAUGAGGAGGAAGAAGAAGUGCCUGCCAAAAAAGCUAAAACUGAUAGCACAAAUAAAACGGAUAAAAAGUCAAAGAAAUCUAAGGCCGCCGAAGAGGAACAAGGUUUCGAGGAACUUGAUCCAACUGCUGCCGCGGAGGCCUUAGCUAAACGUGAUAACUCGGAUCGCUCCUUUGCCUCUCUAAAAGGCAUUGUAUCCGAACCCACCCUGAAAGCCAUUGAACAAAUGGGCUUUAGUGAAAUGACAGAAAUUCAAGCCAAAUCUUUACCCCCACUAUUGGAAGGGCGUGAUUUAGUGGGAGCUGCUCGUACAGGGUCAGGAAAAACAUUGGCAUUUUUAAUACCAGCUGUAGAGUUGAUAUAUAAAUUAAGAUUUAUGCCCCGCAAUGGUACCGGUGUCAUUAUUAUUUCUCCCACCCGUGAAUUGUCUAUGCAAACAUUUGGUGUCCUUAAGGAGCUGAUGACAUAUCAUCAUCAUACCUAUGGCUUAGUUAUGGGUGGUUCAAAUCGUCAAGUGGAAAAUGAAAAACUUAGUAGGGGUGUUAAUAUUCUAGUGGCCACACCCGGACGUUUGUUGGAUCAUCUUCAAAACUCUCCCGACUUUUUGUAUAAAAACCUACAAUGUUUGGUUAUUGAUGAGGUGGAUCGUAUUUUGGAAAUUGGUUUUGAGGAGGAAUUAAAACAAAUUGUAAAUUUACUGCCAAAACGCCGUCAAACAAUGUUGUUUUCGGCCACACAAACGGAAAAAAUCGAUGCCCUUUCGAAAUUGGCAUUGAAAAAGGAACCAAUUUAUGUUGGUGUUGACGAUAACAAAGAAACUGCAACUGUAAGUGGUUUGGAACAGGGCUACAUUGUAUGUCCUUCGGAGAAACGUCUUUUGGUGUUGUUUACCUUCCUGAAAAAGAAUCGCAAGAAGAAGGUUAUGGUAUUCUUCUCCUCCUGUAUGUCCGUUAAAUAUCAUCAUGAAUUAUUUAAUUACAUAGAUUUGCCCGUCACGUCUAUUCAUGGUAAACAAAAACAAACAAAACGCACCACAACGUUCUUCCAAUUUUGCAAUGCCGCUGAGGGUAUUUUACUAUGUACAGAUGUGGCUGCUCGUGGUCUGGACAUUCCUCAAGUUGAUUGGAUUGUACAAUUCGAUCCUCCAGAUGAUCCAAAAGAAUACAUCCAUCGUGUUGGCCGUACAGCCCGUGGAACUGGCAGUUCCGGUCAUGCUCUUUUAAUGUUACGUCCCGAAGAGUUGGGUUUCUUGCGUUAUUUGAAAGCAGCCAAAGUUCCAUUGAAUGAAUUUGAAUUCUCGUGGAAUAAAAUUGCCGAUAUUCAAUUACAGCUCGAAAAACUCAUCUCCAAAAAUUACUUCCUCAAUCAAUCGGCCAAGGAGGCAUUCAAAUCAUAUGUUCGUGCCUAUGAUUCACAUCAAUUGAAAACGAUAUUCGAUGUCAAUACUUUGGAUUUACAAGCGGUUGCGAAAAGUUUCGGUUUCCUCGUACCGCCAGUUGUGGAUCUAAAAGUGGGCGCGGCAAAACGUGUCCGGCCCGAAAAACGUGUUGGCGGUGGUGGUUUUGGUUAUUAUAAAAACCUAAACAACGACGAAAAGAAACAACGUGUCUUUAAACAAAUUAGUCGUGAUCAAUUACAAAAGAAGGGUAAAAACUUUAUGCGGUAAUAAUU